This is a messenger RNA of Lineus longissimus, 679 nucleotides long. RefSeq names its product putative nuclease HARBI1. The record is from RefSeq and is a predicted model, not a curated record. Bases 37 to 675 code for a protein of 212 amino acids. The transcript has 2 exons. NCBI's taxonomy places the organism in Eukaryota, Metazoa, Nemertea, Pilidiophora, Heteronemertea, Lineidae.
CAUGCUCCUGAUCCUGCACAUGCACCUGCACUGCCCAUGCCUGCAGAUCGCGAAGGCGAAGCCAUGGAAGAAGCAGAACAACCCGCGCAAGUUCCUCCAGCUCCAGCCUACGAAGCAUCUUUUGUAAACAGGAAGGGAUAUCACUCCAUCAACGUGCAAGCAGUGGUUGACGAUAAGGGAAAAUUCACCAAUGUAGUUGCACGUUGGCCAGGGGCAACCCAUGAUGCCUUUAUUUGGAGGAACAGUGACCUUAAAGAGCACCUGGAACUGACAAACCCCAGAGGUGAAGAUGGACUGUUGCUAGGAGAUAGUGGAUACCCUUGUAUGCCGUAUCUCAUCGUCCCGUACGGAGCACCCACAACAGAAGCCCAGCAGAGAUUGAACACUUCGUUAUGUGCCACAAGAGUGAGGAAAGAACAUGCCUUUGGAGUGUUAAAGAGGAGGUUCCAUGUUCUCCAUGGGGAGAUUCGUAUGCAGCCAGACCGUGUAGUUAAGAUCAUCUCUGCCUGUUUUGUCCUGCAUAAUAUUGCAAAGAUGAGAGGAGAACGUGACCCCCGGCCAGAAGACGACGACAGUGAUGACGAAGAAGAUGAUGAAGAUGAUGAUGAGGAGUAUGCUGGCCCAAACUCUGGCAGUGUUUACAGGGACUACCUCGCCAAUCGCUACUUUGCUUAAUUGA